Drosophila obscura is the source of this 713-nucleotide messenger RNA. It is a transcript of the gene tsr, whose product is annotated as cofilin/actin-depolymerizing factor homolog. The record is from RefSeq and is a predicted model, not a curated record. The coding region runs from base 110 to 556 and encodes 148 amino acids. Gene Ontology annotation, molecular function: actin filament binding. Gene Ontology annotation, biological process: actin filament fragmentation; cell motility; actin filament severing. Gene Ontology annotation, cellular component: actin cytoskeleton; actin cortical patch; cytoplasm. NCBI's taxonomy places the organism in Eukaryota, Metazoa, Arthropoda, Insecta, Diptera, Drosophilidae. The transcript has 4 exons.
AAGAGCGAAGAAGAGAAGAAAGAAGAGAGAAGAAGAAGACCGACCUUCUGGUUAAACAGUUAAACAGUAUUUGUAAAAAUUUGUGAAAGUACUAAAAUAAAGGAAUAAUAUGGCUUCUGGUGUAACUGUGUCCGAUGUCUGCAAGACUACAUACGAGGAAAUCAAAAAGGACAAAAAGCAUCGCUAUGUCAUUUUCUACAUCCGUGACGAGAAGCAGAUCGAUGUGGAAACUGUGGCAGAUCGCAACAGCGAAUACGACCAGUUUCUAGAAGAUAUCCAGAAAUGCGGUCCUGGCGAAUGCCGAUAUGGACUGUUCGACUUUGAGUACAUGCAUCAAUGCCAAGGCACCUCUGAGAGUUCAAAGAAGCAAAAGCUGUUCCUUAUGUCAUGGUGUCCCGAUACUGCUAAGGUUAAGAAGAAGAUGUUGUAUUCCAGCUCUUUCGAUGCUCUCAAGAAAUCGCUGGUGGGCGUACAAAAGUAUAUACAAGCCACUGAUCUGUCCGAAGCCUCCCGUGAAGCCGUCGAGGAGAAGCUUCGCGCCACUGACCGCCAAUAAACUGUAUGGGGAGAGCACUGUGCGUUGCAUUUAACGAACAAGCAAGGCAUGCAUAAAACAGCGAUCAAAACACACGUAUCCUGUUGAGAUCGCCAAUUUGUAAGAGAAUUUUCUACAUAAUUUGUAUUUUCAGUAGAAAUAAAGAAAAUGAAUGAAA